CGACAACACAAAACUCAUCAUCGCGUGUGAAAAAUAUCGUGCGUUGCCGUGCGUGUUGCUGUCGUCCGAAUCCAUGUUCUGUAAAAUCUUAAUCUUUAAUCGACCAUGCGCGCCUGAGCACACUUACAGCACAGGUGCUCUGCCAGCCAUAACAUCAUCAGGAUGUCAGGGGCGGUUCUCGUCGUGCGAAUCAGCGCGAACAGCAGUCUCGAUACCUCAAGGGAUGGGCUCGAGAACGAAGUGGUGACUUUGGAGUUUCCUUCCCUGGAUCUAGCACUGAAGCACAUCCAACAGGAAAACGGUUGCUCGCACUUGCUCUACUCCUCUUUUGCCGAAGAACUUGGAUUCUCUGGCCUACAGCUUUGGAUCAACAUGGAAAAAGCCAAAAGGCCCAAGGCCACUUGCGAGAGCUGCGACUGUGGCGAGGCUGGCGCAGUCGCGAAACAGGGUAAGCAGUCGUGUCUUCCUCUUUUAAAUCUCAUUAUGAAGAAUGCAUUGUACUUUCGCAGGCAGCGGUGAAACUACUUCAUCCUAAGCGACUUGCAGCGGUGAAACUACUUCAUACACUCUUAGGCUUAUCCCAUGCAACAAACUACUUCAUCCUAAGCGUGACUGAUGGAUACCAAGCGGUUGAGCAAAAGAUCCACGGUCAUGUACAGGUCCACCCUAGAGACAUCGUAAUUUCAUUUCGUUGUUUGUACCAAAUCAACAGAUGACGUGAAUAGCGCUGCAGUGGUAUUGACAAAGGAUUGUACCUUCGGCGCAAGCGCUUUCGAUCCUUCGGCUUCUGGUGCUACGAAGGAGUUGCGCGGCCCGGCCUUCGCCAUUUUACCUUCUCCUUCGUCGGAUGACGAGAGUGCUGGUGGGGCUAAACGCACAACCAGCGUAGUAUUGACUGCGAAUCGACUUCGAGGGAUGCUGGUGUUUUUGAAGGAAGUACUACCGUAUUUUUCGAGCAGCAGCGGCAUGCCGAAAGCCGAGCGAGAUGAGGUAAUACGUGAAGAGAUCCAGAAUUUCAAAGAAGGCCUGUGGGAACCUCAGGAGACGACAAUCGAUUUCGACAUGUACGAACGCGAUGUGCCGAAGGAUGUGAGCAAGAUGUGAAGCUAGCCUGGAAGUGCGCUUUCUACGCACUGUGUAGGACCACGAGUAGUGUAAUUAACACACGCAACAUCUUCAUCUUGUUCAUAACAUGAAUGUCAUCGAUUUUUAUUGCUUCACUACACGGUCAUGACUUUUAGACCCGUGUCUGUGAGCUACCUGGACUGCAUUUUUUAGCAUAGUCGAAAGGAACACGCCGUCGUGUACUAAACGCCCGCUCGCUAUCUACAGUUUAUCGCUACGUGUCAUUCUUGUGGUUUCAUCUGCAGGGUGAUUUGACAGUCGUGCUGUUGUGAUUCGUUUCGAAAACGCUAUCCGAAUGAAGCUAGUUUUCGUGUGUCCCGAUGCAUAUAUUCGCUUCGGGAAAAGGACUUUGUAGGCGUCGCGUCGGGAACUCGACGUUACUACCUGAACGCGCUUUGGUAGCCUUUUUGCCG
Messenger RNA from Amoebophrya sp. A25, 1538 nucleotides. The record is from the annotation of a GenBank genome assembly. NCBI's taxonomy places the organism in Eukaryota, Dinophyceae, Syndiniales, Amoebophryaceae.